GGGUAUAUGUUUGAAUUUUGAAAUUAAAAAAACAUGAUAAUUAAAAUUUGCAUUGACAGAAAAAAUGAGAAACAACUUUGCGAUAAAAGAAAAAGCUUUGAAUCAUUUUUUUUUUUUGGUCAAGUGUUUUGUAGAAGUGGCGAGAAAGAGAUUGCACGAUAUAAAGAUAUGACAGCAUUAAAGCACUUCGUCACCAACCUCCCACUUCUCCUGUACACCACAUCAAUCGUGCUCCACUCGACGGGACUGUAUCUGCUCACAUUAGUUCGACGAAAACGAAAUCAAGAUCUUAUAAUCAUACAACUAAGCAUCGCUGAAAUCGGUAUGAAUGUUCUGGAUAUGGCGCAAAACAUCAUUGCGAGAUAUCCCAAAAACAGACAAUCUCUACCGUAUCUAAUUAUCGUUAAUUGCUGCUUCUUCGUCAUUCCCUUCUUUCUCAUCAUUAUAUUUCUAACAAUCGAUCGCUUUUUAGAAGUUUACUUCAACAUUCGAUACCAGGUCUAUUUUAGAGCACGAAUUGUGUUAUUGUUCUUAAUGUCAGGCUGGUGUAUUGGAUUCAUGACAGGUAUUGUACUGUUGUGUAUAAAAAUAAAAUACGGCAUCGAAGUACGUAAGUAUAUAUACAAAUGGAUGUUUCCACCGUAUGAGGUACUGUUUCUAGUCAUAGCAACGUGCACGUAUUGUUACAUAUACACGAAAUACACGAGAACACGUAAACAAAAACUUUCUUUGGGUGAAAUUGACUGCCACAACAAAACGUCCAACGUGGCGGAUAUCCAGGUACUUGACUCUAGCAAAGUAAAUAAAGAAUCGCUACCCCUCUCCAAGUUUGUAACCAAUAAGAUUGUACCGCACAAAGAAAACUUAAGAAAGUUCAACAGGAAAAGAAAACAUUCACUCAUAAAGAAACGCAACUUCUUCGUGCCAUCUUUUAUCAUCCUCACUUUUAUUUUAUUUGCACUCAUCCCAGACAUGAUCAACAUGACGUAUUUUUAUGUUUCAAAACGAGGCACAACGUUUUUAUCAAACAUUUUGUUAUGUUUGUACGCCCUUGGUUUUAUUGCUGACGCGCUAAUUUACAUAUUUCUACAAAAACAUUUACGAAAUUUAUUUUUGAGAAAAUUCUGUUACCGUGUAUGGCACGCAAAGUCGUUUCGAAGUUCGAUCAGCGUUCUGACGAAUUAAUCGAACGUAACAACCUUACAAGAGGGAGAGGCAGAAGUGAAAAAAGAUGAAUGGUAACAACAAAGUAAUGUCAACAAUAUGAAUGUUAGACAGAAGAACGGUUGGUGUGCUGGUGACAGUCAUAGAUAAUUCUUUUAUUUUUUUAGUUAUUUGCUAUUAUUAUGUUUGUGAUUGAGGUAUUGACUUUUCAAGUAAAUAAAUUUCGAAACUUUAUAUCACCUUAGAAUCGGCAUUUUGAAUUUUAAAUUCCCGCAUUUCAAAAAGCAGUUUACAAAAUGGCAUUUUUAGCAUUCUUCGCACACUGACGUGAAAUUUACAAUCUUCGUCAGAAGAAAACGCAAUUUCUGGACGACAAAAAAAAAAACGAAUUUAAAAAGGUGACCGACUCUACGGUCUACGAAAUUUUACGUCAACGAAAUCCCUCGAAAGCUUGCCACUUAACUGGAAUUUAUAGCACAUAAAGUAAAAAUUACAAUCUUAGUCCGAAGACAACGCAUGUAUGCGAAAUCUUAAGAAGUU
This is a messenger RNA of Hydractinia symbiolongicarpus, 1704 nucleotides long. RefSeq lists its product as uncharacterized. The transcript has 2 exons. The record is from RefSeq and is a predicted model, not a curated record. NCBI's taxonomy places the organism in Eukaryota, Metazoa, Cnidaria, Hydrozoa, Anthoathecata, Hydractiniidae. Bases 34 to 1185 code for a protein of 383 amino acids.